Scheffersomyces coipomensis is the source of this 1986-nucleotide messenger RNA. It is a transcript of the gene MNS1, whose product is annotated as mannosyl-oligosaccharide 1,2-alpha-mannosidase. Gene Ontology annotation, cellular component: endoplasmic reticulum; membrane. Bases 1 to 1986 code for a protein of 661 amino acids. The transcript has 2 exons. NCBI's taxonomy places the organism in Eukaryota, Fungi, Ascomycota, Pichiomycetes, Serinales, Debaryomycetaceae. The record is from RefSeq and is a predicted model, not a curated record. Gene Ontology annotation, molecular function: mannosyl-oligosaccharide 1,2-alpha-mannosidase activity; calcium ion binding. Gene Ontology annotation, biological process: carbohydrate metabolic process; mannose trimming involved in glycoprotein ERAD pathway.
AUGUCAUUUCCAUUUAAUCAAGGUGGUGGGAUAGGUGUAGGUGGAGUUCAUCAUAUAAAUAAUAAUAAUAAAAAUUGGAAAGCAAAAUCAACUCAACCUUCAUCUUUACCAUUAUAUUAUAAAGAUAAACCUCCUUCAAGUUUUAUUAAUCUAAAUAAUCCUCGUAGUAAAUCAUCAAAACGAAUCAUCAUGUUCUUCAAAGGGCUUAUAGGUGCUUUAGGGGUAUACAUCAUCUAUUCCUAUGUCAUUUCAAAUUCUUCAUAUUCAUUAUCAUCAUCAUCAUCAAAUACUUCCAAUAUAGAUUGGAAAGUUGCUCAACAAGAAGUUAAAGAUGUAAUGUUAGAAAGUUGGCAUACUUAUGAAAAAUAUGGUUGGGGUUAUGAUACUUAUCAACCCAUUAAACAAAAGGGGAAAAAUAUGGGUCAAAAACCAUUGGGAUGGAUGAUUGUUGAUUCAUUAGAUACUUUAAUGAUAAUGGAUGCAAAAGAAGAAGUUCAAAGAGCUAAAAAAUGGAUCAAAAAUGAUUUGGAUUAUAGAUUUAAUUAUAAUGUUAAUGUAUUUGAAACCACAAUUAGAAUGUUAGGUGGAUUAUUAUCUGCUUUCCAUUUAUCUAAUGAUGAUGUUUAUUUAGAUAAAGCCGUUGAUUUAGCUAAUGCAUUAGAAGGAUCAUUUAAUACUCAAACUGGUAUUCCAUAUAGUUCAGUUAAUUUAGAAUCAGGGAAAGGAAUUAAAAAUCAUGUUGAUGCUGGUGCUUCAUCAACUGCUGAAGUUGCAACUUUACAAUUAGAAUUUAAAUAUUUAGCUCAUUUAACUGGUGAAUCAUUAUAUUGGAAACGAGUUGAAAAAGUUAUGCAAGUUUUAGAAGCUAAUAAAGCUGAAGAUGGAUUAGUUCCAAUCUAUGUUAAUCCUGAUACUGGUAAAUUCCAAGGUCUGUUAAUUAGAUUAGGAUCAAGAGGUGAUUCAUAUUAUGAAUAUUUAUUAAAACAAUAUUUACAAACCAAUGAACAAGAACCAAUUUAUUGGGAUUUAUAUCAUGAAUCAGUGGAAGGAGUUAAAAAACAUUUAGUCCGUAAAUCAAAACCAAAUGGUUUAACUUUUAUUGGAGAAUUAGAAAGAGGUAUUGGUGGAUCAUUAUCUACUAAGAUGGAUCAUUUAGUUUGUUUCUAUGGUGGAUUAUUAGCUCUUGGUGCUACUAAUGGUUUAACUUUAGAAGAAGCUAAAUUAUCACCUGAUUGGAAUUCUGAUAAAGCUGAUGAUUUUAAAUUAGGAGCUGAAUUAACUAAAACUUGUUAUAAAAUGUAUGCUAAUGUUAAAACUGGAUUAUCACCUGAAAUUGCUGUGUUCAAUACUGAUUCAAAUGAAGAACAUGAUUUUUCAAUCCGUCAAUUAGAUAGACAUAAUUUACAAAGACCAGAAACAGUUGAAUCAUUAUUUAUCUUGUAUAGAUUAACCAAGGAUGACAAAUAUAGAGUUUGGGGUUAUGAAAUCUUACAAAGUUUUAUUGCUCAUUCUAAGAUUACAAAUUCUAAAGGUGAAGUUUCAUAUACUUGUUUAGAUGAUGUUACUAUCAUUCCACCUCCAAAAGCUGAUAAUGUGGAAUCAUUCUGGUGGGCUGAAACUUUGAAAUAUUUAUAUUUAUUAUUUGAUGAUACUAAUAAGAUUCCAUUAGAUAAAUAUGUGUUUAAUACUGAAGCUCAUCCAUUCCCAAGAUUUGAUUUGAAUGAUAAUUUAAAGACAGGAUGGAGAAGAUUUAUUGAAGAUAAAGAACCACAAAGGCCAGCCGCUGCCGCCAAUGCUGCCGAUGCACAAGUGCAAAAAGCCGCUCCACCUGUGAAUAAACAAAAACCACCUCCAGCUCAACCGGUUGAUAAAUCGGUUGAAAAGGAAGCUGAAGAAGUGAUUAAGAAGAAUCCUCAAUUAGCUAAAGAAGAGAGUAAAGAAGAACAACGAGCCAAAUUGAAUAAGAUUAUUCAAGAUAUUAAUUAG